CGUACCGCAGCAGCACACGGAAGUCAACCCGAGCCGACGCCGCGCAGCCCUCAAUCCACCACACCCAAGAAGCCUAGUGGGAGCUAGGAGUAGCUAGAUCUGUGAGCGCCGCCCGCUGCGAGAGCACCAUUGCUCGCUGCUGCUACUGCAGUGGGUUUCCCAAGACUCGUUCCAGCAGCAAAGGACAACACCACCUUCUUGCCAGGAGUGCGCUCGCAACGCGCCUUCAGGGAGCACCUCACAGCGCGCGCUAGGCCAGGAGGCGCAGGCACGCUCUCAAGAGGCCUCGCCACCUUCCGCCUGAGUGUUGAAAGGAGGCACAGCAGCAGCAACAACCUCUGCUGGCAUGCUGGCCAACGGCGGAACAAUGAUCAACCCGGCAGCAGCAGCAGCAGCAGCCGGAGGAGCGGGGGGGGACAUGCUCUCCCACCCGGAUGACCGACGAAAUCUCGCCGCACCUUCUUCUUCUUCCGGGGGUGGGGCCAAGAUACCGGCUCCAACCACAUCAUCAUCGCCCCUUCGGAAGACAGCGGACGAUGAGCGGUCUUCUCCUCCUAAGGCCGGCGACGGUGGCGCAGCGGGCGCUGCUGUAUCAUCAUCGUCGUCGUUAUCAGCGAAGCGGCCAGGGCAGUCGAAGAAGGAGGGCGGUGGAGACGGUGGCAACAGCAACAGCAGCAGGGCGACCACCGAUGCCGCCAGCAGCCACGCCAACAGCAAAUCACCGACUGCUGGCGAGGCGGCAACAGCAGAUGCUGCUGCUGCUGCUGCUGCUGCUGCUGCUGCUGCUGCUGCGUCGAAGGAAAGGAUUCACGACCAUUACAGCAGCAGCACCGCUGCUUCCGCCACCACUAACCCGUCAACAACUCAGCGGCACGAUGAUGCACGAGAGUCAAGCAACGGUGACCAGCCGUCGGCCAACAUCAAGCCCGCAGGGGAAGGGCAGACGGAUGCCACCCCGGCAGCAAUAGCGGGGCUCCCCGCAGAAUCCGAUCCCGGUCAGACACGCGACAUCGCUGCUGCUGUUGGCGGUGUCGACAAGAAAUCAUGGGCCACCACCCCGAAGCAAGCGGCCGCAGCGGCAGGGGAGAGCAACAACAACAAGCACAAGCCGCCGCGGCUCGCAGGCAGGCCGCCUGCUGUCGUGGGGGCGGCGGUAGCGGCGGCGGCGGCGGCAGCGGCGGCGGUACCGACAGCGGCGAUAGGAGAGCCUUGUUCCUCCUUGAUGGCGAAACGGUUCCCUCAGGAACAGCGGCGGCAAGAAGAGGAGGUGGUUGGAAGCCCGAGCACCCCGCCGCAGCAACGGGAGCAGAAAGAGCGGGACGGAGGAGGGAUUGCUGGGAUGGACGUCGAUCAGGGCGAGUCGGGUGGAGCGCAGCAGCAGCAGCAGCAUCAGCAGCAGCAGCCCGGGGGCGACGCAGAUGCGGGUCCGUUUUCAUCCCCAUCCAGCGUGCUAGAGGACCCCCCCCUGGGGGAGGGAUGGGAUGAGCACGGGAACGACCUCUCCAAGGCUGCUAAUGACACACGGGAGAGGCUUCUGACAGAGGCUAACGAGGAGAUCAGGAGGUCCAAAAACCUAAUGGAGGGCUUCAAGGAGGACGUUAACCGCAUGAAUACGAGACACACGAGAGGUAACGCGAAGGGGAACAUCGUGGACGACCCCUGGCUCACGUCUUCCACGUCGUCCAAGGCCAACGGGAACGGGAAGAGACCGCUUUGCGCCAUAUCCCUGGUCCUAGAGGACGACGCUCUCUCGGAGGACAUCGACUUCCUCAGAUACUCGGACCGUGAGAGAGGUGGAGGCGGAGACGGCGGCGGCGGCGGCGGCGGCGGCGGCGGCGGCGGCGGCGGUAGCAGCGGUCACGGGGGCGGUGGUGGGAGCGGCUACACCUCGUACUCGGAGAACGGUCGGGCACGCCGCCCGCCGGGGUGGCGAAGGGACGAGUGACGACGGGACGCCGGCAUGGGACACGAUGGUCGUGGUUGGAGGUAGCUUUUACAGCUGUUUUGGGCUGUUUUUGUACCGUAGGUGUCAGCCUUUCAGUCAGUCACCCGGUGGAUCAUCGAGUCUGGAUGGAUUUGUUGGUAGUAGGAAGGGGGGCGCUGGUUUGUCGGGCUCGGCCUCAAAUGUUCCACGGGCCUCGGAGGACGCCUAUCUUCUUCUCUUGGCCUUGUGGAAUUGGAUUGGGGGGCAAAUCAAGGCACGAAGAGGUGUGUGACUGUAUGUCUUGUCCCGGGUCGAGCCCUGUCUGAAACAUGUGCACGCCUGGACCGACGACCCUUUCUAUCUGCCGGACUUUGAGUAACUUGGCAUGGAUUUUGUCGAAAGCCGUUCGUUCGUGAUACAGCCCGGCAGCAUAUGCUUGUCGCUUGUCUAUAUUGACAAAUCACCCCGUUUUGAGGGUAGGGGGGAGGAGUUUCCGGGGGGGGGGUAGAGCCGGGCCAAGUACCCAGCUGAGCAGCGUCGUUGCAUUUGAUACCGGGGUGUUUGUUCUCCCGGCAGCUAGUCGACGCACGCACGCAGACAGACAGACAGACAACAAGAGGCGCUCUCUUCCUCUUCAACCCUCAAACCCAUCUCCAGCGGGUAUAUACCAUCGUGGUCGCUUUCGAAAGCUGGUAGGUGCUGGACGAGGAGGAGAGAGAUGGUGUCUUCGGAAUGGGAACGAUUCCCCGGGGUCUCCUUUCUUUAUUUUUUCCUAUGCGUGCGUACCCGGGUUUUACCGGCAUAUCAUCAUGUAUCGUAUCGCGGCGAGACGUAACAGCGCGUAGCGACCGGACAGUUGGCGGACGGGUGCAAGUGUCAGCAGGAGCGGGGGCGNCGAAGACGAUUCCUCCGCUCUUCGCACUCGUGGCGAGCCUUCAGCAGCAGGGGGUGGGGGGGGGGGGGGGGGGGGGGGGGGGGGGGGGGGGGGGGUACCAUCGUAAGUCCUCAGUCGCUCGCAAUGGAUUCGAGUGUGUAAGUACUACUUUUAUGUCGGAUGUAGACGUGUGGCCGAGGGGGGAGCGCUGGGUUACGGGGGGUGGCCUCGGCAGCGCGGAGUGGCAACAAAUGGGAAGGGGGGGGGGAGGUACCUAUACCCCCGUUAACCCCCGUUGGUGAGGUGAUAGAUAUUGAUAGCAGUCAUCCAACGAAAGAAACUAUCAGGUAGGAAUUACAUCGAUCGGCCACAGAGAGAGGUUACCCGGGAUAGAUGCGUGUCUCGACAGGUCUGGCGAUGGAGACCUCCUUGUCCGCGAGGUGUGAUUGAUUCUUCUUGUCACAGAUGUUCUCGGACGACAUAGUAGCCAUGUUUUGCACUGAUAGGGGAGCUUGUUCUGACGUNGGGGGGGGGGGGGGGGGGGGGGGGGGGGGGGGGGGGGGGGGGUCAGCAGGCUGACUAUCGAGUGUCGGUUGUACGGCAGUACACUGAAGAGUAGGAGUUCGAUGUCGAUCUCGCUGGCGUGUGGUCGGUCGGUUCUUUUUUUGGCUCCCUCGUUCUCCCUGUCGUUUAAAAGCAGAGGCGUGUAUACAGCGUGGAGAGUGUGGUUGGAAACCACCCCCCAAGCAUACGAUCAAAGUUGGAGGUAGAAGGAAGGACAGCUCAAAAGGUGAUCCCCAUGGCCUUAUCUUCCGUAUGGCGAUGCCCUUCCGCGCGUGGAUUGGGCGAAAAGAAGACCGUUCGUGUUUACUUGAGUUUCGCAUUGGGGGCGGCUGUAGUCCCGCGGCGCCGCUCAUUUUUUUACAUCUCUUAUACAUAGUUGAUGGGUGCCACGCACACAUUUAGCAGUAACGGCGGCGGCGGGACUUUUAUUGUUAACGUUCUCAUUGUUGUCGUUUUAUUUCGAGACGAGGCAUCUUAAUUGUGAGGGGGGCAGGGGGGUUCGUUGUGUUUUUUCUGUGGUUUCGGCCAGACGAGGUAGAUCCAAGAACGAUUGAUUCUUUCUAGAUGCCUAAAGCUGUCUCUCCCUGCACCUUCUUCUCCUUCGUGGGAGGAAAAGCGGCGGAAUCGCUAGGAUGUUAGCGCUGAGCACAACCGCCCUAUUUUUCGCAUCUACAUCAAGCGUUUUUAACUAUGUAGCGUUGGCUCGACUCGUGUGUUAUCUCAAUCUUAUUUCGGGUGGCGGUGAAAUAUAUCUUAUGCUUGUCUCUGUAAUUCUGGGAAAAGGUGAGGUCUUCGUCUCCGAAACGUCGUGCGCAUCAAGUAGCUUAAGUUUGGCGUGGCGCCCUCUUGCUGGUGGUGGUCGUGGUGGACGUGGGCAGGUUUGACGCUGCAUCCUCUGCACAUUCUCGCCUAUGUCAAGCAAGUUGUCGUCCGGCGAUGGGCAAGCGGUGGGGGGGGGAAAGGGGGGCUUUUUUACGCGUGCCUGCCUGCUCUUGUUGUGUCUCCCUCAUCUGUAGAAUAUCUCUCUCGGUAUUCUCCGGUGUCGCCUCACAUGCAGGAGUAACACCGCGUGAGCGUGAUGUGCUAGAUGGUGUCGAUGUAUUGAUGUGCGGUGACCGUUGUGUGCUCGCAGAACAUGGUAGGUUAGUGUCACCGUGCGUGCGUGGG
Molecule: messenger RNA, 4529 nt
Organism: Ectocarpus sp. CCAP 1310/34
Lineage: Eukaryota; Phaeophyceae; Ectocarpales; Ectocarpaceae
Source: the annotation of a GenBank genome assembly